CCCUUAAUUGUGGUGGAGUUUGAGGACAUGAAGCAAUCUAGUUAAUAAAACAGUAUAGCUCUGCAGCCCUUUUGCCACAGCAGUUUGGGUGCAAGCCUCGCAGUCAUUCUAAUUUACAAGUGAUCAUUGUUAGCGCUUCAGACCAGAUCGGGUGAAACAUGCCAUCCUGCUUCAAACUCAGCUCAGCACUGUUGCUGGCAGCGAUGUGUUUUCUCAUCGCAGAAGUUGUUUCCGCAGAGCAAAUGACCACCUGUGACUCGGACAGAUUUGUUGUCCAUCGCCUAAACUGCGAUUAUGGAGUCAUCAAUGUGCAGCAGGCUUUAUACGGUCGUUCAAGCUCGCUGGUGUGCAGUGAUGGCAGACCCCCACAGCAGCUGGCGAAUACGCAGUGCGAAAGGCAAGGCACCACGGACGAGCUCAGCUCAAGGUGCAAUGGCAAAAAAACAUGUGUCGUGAACACAGAUGCUUUCCGCAAUCCUGAUCCCUGUGAUGGCACCUUUAAAUAUUUGCAGACCAAUUUCACCUGCUUGCCUGCAAUUACCGUGGUGGCAUGUGAGGAGUCUUUGGCACAUUUGUUUUGCGAUGUAGGACAAGUUAUUUCCGUCUACGGUGCUGACUAUGGACGCCGCGACCGGACCACGUGCACAUACAAAAGGCCUGAGAGUCAGAUCCAAAAUGUCGACUGCCUGCGCCCAACUGAGCUUGUCGCUAGCAGGUGCAAUGGGGAAAACAGCUGUACGGUUGCAGCCAGGAACAAUGUGUUUGGAGAUCCCUGUGGGGGCACAUACAAGUACUUGGAGGUUGCUUACACAUGUGUCUAUCCUGAGACCGCAAAGACCAGUAGUUCAACUUUGUAUGACUACUCACACAGCAUGGCACUAAGUCCGAAGGAGUGGGAAUCCAUGUUUCACACAGCCCAACUUCGUGCUGCGCUGUUGCUGGCAACAACCUGUUUGCUCAACACAGCAGUUGCUGAUUAUGUGGACCAAGUGACCACUUGUGAUAAUAAUGUGUGGCAAGUCCACCGUUUAUACUGCGAUCGUGGCGUAAUCAAUGUGACUGACUCUUUGUAUGGUCGCUCAAAUUCGCUGGUCUGCGCUGAGGGCAAAUCUAAUAAACGGCUGGCCAACACAACGUGCAGUCAGCAAGGCACCGUGGACAAAGUCAAGACAAGUUGCAAUGGCAAGAAAUCAUGUGAAUUGGGCCUGAGUGGUUUCCGCACUCCUGAUCCCUGUGUUGGCACCUUCAAAUAUUUGCAGACCAACUUUACCUGCCUGGAAGCAAUUACUGUGGUGACUUGUGAGGGGUCCGUGGCACACUUGUAUUGUGGUAUGGGACGCGUUAUUGCUAUCUAUGGGGCAGACUAUGGACGCCGCGACAGGACCACAUGCUCAUACAGAAGGGCUCCUCAUGGGCUAAAAAACAUCACGUGUCUGCAGCCAACUGACCUUGUUGCACAAAUGUGCAACGGGAAAUUUAGCUGUUCUGUCGCAGCCAGCAAUGCAGUGUUCACAGACCCAUGUAUAGGCACCUACAAGUACUUGGAGGUUUCCUACGCCUGUAAAUCUCCUAAGGUGAGUCACCAGGCUGUACUACAAUUUGGUGUGGAUUCCAUUUGAGUGGCUGCCAUUGCAACAUGCUGCACGUUGAACUCUUUGUACUUGUAUUAAUGUGAAAAUAAAACAUUGUUUCAAAAUGA
Molecule: messenger RNA, 1699 nt
Organism: Hippocampus comes (tiger tail seahorse)
Lineage: Eukaryota; Metazoa; Chordata; Actinopteri; Syngnathiformes; Syngnathidae
Product: L-rhamnose-binding lectin CSL1
Molecular function (GO): carbohydrate binding
Source: RefSeq, a predicted model, not a curated record